AAGGCACACACCACAGUCCACUUCCCUUAUUGCUAGGGACCCACAACCCUCAGUAAGACAACCAAUGAGGUAAUGAAACCUGUCAAAUGUCAUGUCACUAUUAAUACAUAGAGAGAGAUUAGAAGAAGUACAGAUGAUCUAUAAAAUACGGGCUAUAUUCAAUUAGUUUUAAACCAUAAGUGCAACUACUACCGAGUAGUCUAACCCAGUAACUCACUCCUAAGUAAGAACAAAUCAAAAUCUGACAAAAAAGGGAAAAAAGAAACACAACCACUGCUGCAGCAACAACUUGUAAUCCCCUUCGGAGUUUUAUCAAAUCAAAAUCAAAUGCUUUAAUAAAUGAACGAAAAAUCUUCACCGUUGCGGAGCGUGUGAACACGUUUCUCUCUCUCUCUCUCUCUACUAUCCUCUCUGCUAAGUGUGAAAAGGAUUCCGCAUCCAACAUUCUCUUUCUUUCUCUCUCUCAGGUCCUCUUGGAAAAGAAAGCAAGGUCUGGUCUUCUUCAUUAAUGGAACUUCAACUAAGAUUUGAAAGCCACUUUUUCUAAGCUCAGAUGUUUUCGCAAGCUUUGCUCAUUUCCUAUCGUCUCAACUCUUUCUCAAAAGUGUCUGCUUUUUUUCUCUAAUGGCGGCGAUUAUUUCUUGUUUUCAACGUCCCAAGUUACCCAAAGCUAUAGCCUUUUCAGCUAAACUCUCAGGUUUCGUGUGAGAAGACCAUGGAGGACUUGUACAGGCUUAAUGAUCCUACAAUCUCGUGUUCAAAUGAUAUUGUAAGGGUUAAUAACUUUGCUGCAGCUGUUGCCACUGAUUUUCUCAGUCCAGUGGAUCAUUUACUUCAAUUUGAUCAUCAAGCAGCUGAUACAGAUGCCACUGGAUCAGAUGUGUCUGAUCUGAUCAAAACCCAGAUCGCCAGUCACCCUCGUUAUCCAAACCUAGUAUCUGCUUACAUAGAAUGCCAAAAGGUUGGAGCACCGCCUGAGCUGGCCUCUCUUCUGGAAGAAAUUGGCCGAGAGAACCACCGGAUAAACGGUUGCAGUGAUAUAGGAGCUGAUCCAGAACUUGACGAGUUCAUGGAAUCAUAUUGUGAGGUUCUUCAUAGAUUCAAAGAGGAGCUAUCAAAGCCGUUCGAUGAAGCUAUAACGUUCUUGAGCAACGUCAAAUCACAGCUAAGUAACCUCUGUAAAGGAGCACUGACAAAAACCUUGGAUUAUCGCUAUGAUGAAACUGCUGGGACUUCAGAGGAAGAGUUAAGUUGUGGGGAGGUGGAAGCUACUGAAAAUCAAGAAUCUCCAGGUGGCCAUCUUAGCCAGGACAUCAAAGGAAUGCUCAUGCGCAAAUACAGUGGCUAUCUGAGCAGUUUGAGAAAAGAAUUCUUGAAGAAAAGAAAGAAGGAUAAGCUACCAAAAGAUGCAAGGAUGACACUGCUAGAUUGGUGGAACAAUCGUUAUAGAUGGCCAUAUCCUACGGAGGAGGAGAAGUUGAAAUUAUCAGAGAUAACAGGACUAGACCAGAAGCAAAUCAACAAUUGGUUCAUCAACCAGAGGAAGCGGCACUGGAAACCAUCCGAAGAUAUGAAAUUUGCUCUUAUGGAGGGCGUAGCCGGACACAUUGGAGGACCUAUGUACUUAGAUACUGGAGUUGGAACUGAAAGUGAUGGUAUUUGAUAAAAAAAAAAACUUGAUUUUUAAAUAUCCUUUUUUACGUGUAAUAUUAUUUAGAUCUACAACAUAAUUUAGUCUGCAAUCCAACGCAAAUAUGUAAAUGUUGUUAUUCUUAAUCGUUUGUGUAAUUUUUUGAAGUUAGUAAACAAUAUUCUAAUUGAUUAGUCUCACGGCACUUGCCAUGGAAAAAGUUCAUAUUAAACAUGAUAAUUCUCAAUGCAUUGAAUGGUACAGAUAUUUCAAUAUUAAUUCAAUUAAGUCUCUAUUGUGUGCAAGCGCUAAGUUCAUAAUUAAUUUCUGUAGAGCAUGCAAGAAGCUCCUGAAAAUGUUGCAAAAAAAAAAAAA
Molecule: messenger RNA, 2005 nt
Organism: Durio zibethinus
Lineage: Eukaryota; Viridiplantae; Streptophyta; Magnoliopsida; Malvales; Malvaceae
Product: homeobox protein knotted-1-like 1
Biological process (GO): regulation of DNA-templated transcription
Cellular component (GO): nucleus
Molecular function (GO): DNA binding; DNA-binding transcription factor activity, RNA polymerase II-specific
Source: RefSeq, a predicted model, not a curated record